This is a messenger RNA of Rhinocladiella mackenziei CBS 650.93, 780 nucleotides long. RefSeq lists its product as uncharacterized. The record is from RefSeq and is a predicted model, not a curated record. NCBI's taxonomy places the organism in Eukaryota, Fungi, Ascomycota, Eurotiomycetes, Chaetothyriales, Herpotrichiellaceae. The coding region runs from base 1 to 780 and encodes 259 amino acids. The transcript has a single exon.
AUGUCCCUCACAAUCUACCAUCUCCACUGGGGCCAAUCCGACCGAAUCGUCUGGCUCUGCGAAGAACUCGCGGAACUGAUCCCCAACUUCACAUACAGCCUCGUCAUCUUCCCCCGUGGCUUACCAGAUUCCGAGGGCAAGAAAAAUCUCUUCUCCCUCCACCCUUCCGGCACCGCGCCCACGAUGGUUGACGAAAGCACCACUCCACCCAUCAUCAUGACCGAAUCACAAGCCAUCCUGGAGUACAUCAUCAACGUCCAUGGGCAAGGGCACUUCCAAAUCACUCCUUCUGCCGGCCCACACACUUACUCGCAAUAUCUCUACUGGCUGUGCUUCGCCAACGGCUCAUUCCAAGCCUUCCUCUCCGCCAACCUCCUAGGCGAGUCCCUUAUCAACCAGCCCGGCGCGAGCAUCGACCCUUCCCAGAACUGGGCGUACUUACACUACAGUGCCCGCACGCCCAAUCAUCUGAAUCAGUACAACAACCGGCUUGCCGAAUCGAAGUAUUUGGCCGGAGAAGAAUUCUCGGCCGCGGACAUGAUGAGCAUUUAUGCGUUUACCCUGUAUAGGGCAGUCCAUUCCAUUGACUUGACGGACUACCCGCACAUCCUGCGCUGGUUGGGCGAUGUGACGAGCCGGCCGGCGUACAGGCGUGCUCUGGAGAAGUGUGAGGAUGGGCUACCGCCGUUGAUACAGGCGAAGGUUCCAAAGGUCCCGCUCCCAGUGCUAAUGAGCGUGGAGAGCUGGAAGGUGGUGCCGGAGUGGAGUGGAAAGGCUUAA